CGGUUACGUAGUCUGAACAAGAUGGUGGCGCCAAGGACGUCCCUGCGCCUGGUGGCCCCGGUAUGGAACCGGGGUGCCGGCAGCAUCCGUGGCCUGAGCAGGGCAGUGGACCCGGAGGGCAGUCAGAGGAAGGAGAGGACGCUGUUCCAGUUCCUGGCAGACCGAUUCUAUGACGUGGCGGCCUUGAGGGAGUACAUGCUCCAAAAGCAGGUGUUGAAGGUGCACCAGAAGAAUCGGUCCUUCACCUACAUCAAGGAGCGAUACGGCCCGUACGUGGCAGGUGCCCACUUCAUCCUGAAGCAGGGAGGCGCAGUCAAGUUUCAGGACAAGGAGUGGAUGCGGUCAAGUGGGCGCGGCCUGUCCUCUCUUGAGUUCUGGGAGUUCCGGGCGGUGCCCAUAGAGGCUGUCGAUGCCAGUGGCUGUGCCAUCAACUACCAAGGCCUGGACCACCUCUUGGCCCUGAAGGAGCUCCAGUCCCUGUCGCUGCGGUGCUGUCCCCACGUGGAUGACUGGUGUCUUAGCCGCCUCCACCCGCUGGCCGACUCACUGCAGGAGCUCUCGCUGGCUGGUUGCCCCCGAAUCUCUGAACGGGGCCUUGCCUGCCUCCACCACCUCCGGAACCUCCGCAGGCUGGACAUCUCCCACCUCCCUGCUGUGUCCAACCCGGGCCUCACUCAGAUCUUGGUGGAGGAGAUGCUGCCCAACUGUGAGGUUCUGGGGGCUGGCUGGGCCCAGGGCCUCAAGUUGGGGCUGGAGGAGCAGUCGCAGGACACAGCCAGCAGCCCCAUCCCUGCCUAGACUCAGCCUGCGUCAGCAGGGCUGUGCUGAGGGGCCGACAGCCCAGUUCCAGCUUCUAGCCGGUCUCACCAACGUGGGGGUCGGUUGGUCGGUCGGGCGGGCUGAGGGGCCCUGGCGGGAUGGAGGGAAAGAGUGUGAGGCGGGGUAUUUACUUCCCAACCCAGGGGGCUCUGUACCUUGGGCGGAAGGUCACAGCCCCUGUCAGGCACGCGUACCUCCUUCCAGCUCACAACCUCCUCCUGCCUCUGCAGGCCUGGGGGAGGUGGGGGCUUCCCCACACCGCGCCCACCACUAUGUCAAGAAAACUCUGGUCAAAUUAUCCCAUUUGCAUGUGCUGCUGUUUCCUGCCGGGACCUGACCAAACAGGGGCUGCUACCCACGUUUUACAAGGUGCUCUUCCCUGUGUGGGACUCAGCUCACCGCAGGACCCAGGCGUGGUCCGCACCAGUGAAGGCUGGGAGCGCCUCAGGUCCACGGUGUUCCUGCUUAUUGCAUUACUGACUCAGCUCCAAAUUCAACUUUCUUGUUUGCUCUGUGAAAAUUGAUCUGGCCCUUAGAAAUAUUUUUCCCCUGCUAACUGGCGUGAUCAGGUUUGCCAGCAGAGGGCACUGGGAAGACGUUCCUCGUCAGGGGAAAGGCUUUUGCUUCCUGGCUCAGGUGUGCAGC
Molecule: messenger RNA, 1464 nt
Organism: Vicugna pacos (alpaca)
Lineage: Eukaryota; Metazoa; Chordata; Mammalia; Artiodactyla; Camelidae
Gene: DMAC2
Product: distal membrane arm assembly component 2
Biological process (GO): mitochondrial respiratory chain complex I assembly; SCF-dependent proteasomal ubiquitin-dependent protein catabolic process
Cellular component (GO): SCF ubiquitin ligase complex
Source: RefSeq, a predicted model, not a curated record